AAAGGACCGUCACUCACGUUGAGUUGAGGGUCAAAUGCAUUGAGGAUGUGCUGCUAGUCUCAUCAAAAUGUCAAGUUUCUCUAGAUCUGCCCAGCAAUGGGCGACUUUCGCUCGCUCCUGGUUCGUAAUCGAUGCCCGGAUGCAGCCUCCCGGGAAGCUUGCGACCAUGUGCUCUGUGAGAUUACAGGGCAAACACAAACCCAUCUAUCACGCACUGAGUGACUGUGGUGAUCACGUUGUCAUAAUAAACAGCAAACACAUCGCUUUCUCUGGAAACAAAUGGGAGCAGAAAGUCUAUUCAUCACACACGGGGUAUCCAGGUGGGUUCAGACAGGUCACAGCUGUCCAGCUUCACUCCAAGGACCCCAAAGCUAUUGUGAAGUUAGCUGUUUACGGCAUGCUGCCUAAGAAUCUGCACCGGCGCACCAUGAUGCAGCGACUACACAUCUUUCCUGAAGACGAGCUGCCAGACGACAUCCGAGCCAACCUGACAGAGGAGCUGCCUCAGCCCAGAAAAAUACCCAGAAAGCUCAGCGAGUACACACAGGAAGAGAUUGACGCUUUCCCUAAACUGUGGAUACCACCUGAAAACUACAAGAUGCAGUGAAUCAAAGAAGCCCAACGGGACCGAAGCAGAGAAGGUUUUCAUAAUAAUGUUACACUGUAAAUGAACAGUGUUUCCUUAAUUUUUAUUAUACUUGACUAAGUGUCAGUAUCAGUGGACAAACAGCUUUUAUGGGAUUUCAGUGACGUGUAUGAUUUCCUCUGGUCAGAUGAAAGAUGAAAAAACACAAAACAAAGUUGGAUACGUGUUUCUGCUGAAAGGACAUUGUGGAGGAUUUAGUGUUAUCUAGUGGUGAGCACCCUACGUUGAUUUAAAGGGUCAUUCUAAUAUAACAAAAAUACAACAAUUCUUAUUUUCAGGUGAUUAUACACUAAUUCAAACAUACUCAUUAAUAUUAAUAUCCAUUUCUGUCAGGUCCGUCCCGCUAGAUGCUGCUAAAUUCUAUACACUGGUCCUUUAAAUCCAGCAGCAAGUUGAGUUGGCUUUAGUUUCCUUGUCUAAAAGUGUCAUCAAGACUUGACUAGACUUUACGAAAGCAUCUCACCUGUCUGAAUACUAAUGCCAGCAUCAUAAACACAGAGUCCAUCCUACUCUUUCUGUGUGGAAAUAACAGCGUACCUCUCAGCUGUAUGAAUCUCAACACAACCACCGCAGAUCUAAAUUAUCCAGAACAGCUCGAGUCUGAUCAGAAGAAAUCAGAUUCUGUGGGUUUUCAUCUGAUUACGCAACCGUGAAAUGAUCAGAUCUGACCAAAAAAAAGUUACAUCUGUCAGAGCUGAUCCUGACUUUGAAGGCUUGUGGUUUCACAGAAAAAUCUAUUUGUGUGUUACUAUGACAACAUUCAGCUCAUCAUUGUGCUUUUAGUAAAUUGAGGAAUAGUACGUUUUUUUUCAUGUCAGUGUGUGAAAUUUAAGUCCAAUCUUGUUGCGUAAAUUGUAAAAUAGGCCAAUAAACUGUUUAAUACAU
Scomber scombrus (Atlantic mackerel) is the source of this 1531-nucleotide messenger RNA. It is a transcript of the gene mrpl13, whose product is annotated as mitochondrial ribosomal protein L13. Gene Ontology annotation, cellular component: ribosome; mitochondrial large ribosomal subunit. Gene Ontology annotation, biological process: negative regulation of translation; translation. Gene Ontology annotation, molecular function: mRNA binding; structural constituent of ribosome. The transcript is spliced from 7 exons. NCBI's taxonomy places the organism in Eukaryota, Metazoa, Chordata, Actinopteri, Scombriformes, Scombridae. Bases 68 to 607 code for a protein of 179 amino acids. The record is from RefSeq and is a predicted model, not a curated record.